Messenger RNA from Hypanus sabinus (Atlantic stingray), 2828 nucleotides. RefSeq names its product gastrula zinc finger protein XlCGF26.1-like. NCBI's taxonomy places the organism in Eukaryota, Metazoa, Chordata, Chondrichthyes, Myliobatiformes, Dasyatidae. The record is from RefSeq and is a predicted model, not a curated record. Gene Ontology annotation, molecular function: RNA polymerase II cis-regulatory region sequence-specific DNA binding; DNA-binding transcription factor activity, RNA polymerase II-specific. The coding region runs from base 875 to 2092 and encodes 405 amino acids. Gene Ontology annotation, biological process: regulation of transcription by RNA polymerase II. The transcript is spliced from 4 exons.
CAGUGAUGUUUUUUUCGUUCUUUGUGGAAGUGGGUCAGCAGCGGGUCCGUGUCCGGGAUCGGGUUCGGGAUCGGGAUCGGGAGGGGGUCCUCGCCCCCUUGGACGGGGGGCCGGAGACGGAUUAUUCUCUGCGGGGCAACACCAACAAUUUCCCUUCGGUGAGUACUGAAGCCGGACCCAAGCGGGGAGGUCUGACGUUGUGUGACCUGCGGUGAGAGGUUUAUUGGAAGAAAAACCCCAACUGGAAGCAAACCAUGGCUGAAGAUGUGGGAAUAGCAACAAGUGAACUGGCCCGAGGACUGAGAGCAUCAACUGGAGAGAACAACACUGAAUCAGCUGACUUGAAGUUCCCACUGAGUCAGUGAGGAGGAAGUUUGUUAGACCUGCAGUGAGAGGUUUAUUGGAAGAAAAACCCCAAAUGGAAGCAAACCACGACUGAAGACGGGAACAGCAAUAAGUGAACCAGCCUGAGGACUGAGAACAUAAACUGGAGAGAACAACUCUGCCUCAGGAGAAUCGGAGAUUCCAUUGAUUCAGUCAGGAGAAAGUUUGGUUAAAAACGGGAAGGAAUUUGUCUCCAGGAAUCUCAAACACGGCACAACAGUUUUUUUGUCUCUGUCCAGAUAUUUAAGAAGUGGAGCAAGGGAUUCAAUCAACCAUCCUUCCUGCUCAGACUGUGGGGAGGGAUUCACUUGGUCAUUUCAACUGAAGGUACAUCAGCAAGUUCACACUGGGCAAGGCCAUUCAUCUGUUCUGUGUGUGAGAAAGGAUUCUGUCGGGCAUCCCACCUGUGGACACACCGGUCAGAUGACACUGGGCAGAGCUGGUCAUCUGCUGAAUUUUGGGGAAGGGAUUCUCUCGGUCAUCUGACCUAAUGGCACACCAACGUGUUCACACCAGGGAGCAGGCAUUCACCUGCACAGUCUGUGGGAAGGGAUUCACUGCGUCAUCCAACCUACAGAGACAUCAGCGAGUUCACACGGGGGAGAAGCCAUUCACCUGCACAGUCUGUGGGAAGGGAUUCACUCAGUCAUCCCACCUACAGAGUCAUCAGCGAGUUCACACUGGGGAGAAGCCGUUCAUUUGCUCAGUCUGUGGGAAGGGAUUCACUCAGUCAUCCCAACUACAGAGUCAUCAGCAAGUUCACACUGGGGAGAAGCCAUUCACCUGCUCAGUCUGUGGGAAGGGAUUCUCUCAGUCAUCCAACCUACAGAAUCAUCAGCGAGUUCACACUGGGGAGAAGCCGUUCACCUGUUCAGAAUGUGGGAUAGGAUUCACUCAGUCAUCCCAACUACUGGCACAUCAGUCAGUUCAUAAUGGGGAGUGGCCAUUCACCUGCUCAGUCUGUGGGAAGGGAUUCACUCAGUCAUCCCACCUACAGAGUCAUCAGCGAGUUCACACUAGAGAGAAGCCGUUCACCUGCUCAGUCUGUGGGAAGGGAUUCACUCAGUCAUCCCAACUACAGAAUCAUCAGCGACAUCACACUGAGGAGUGGCUGUUCACCUGCUCAGAAUGUGGGAAAAGAUUCACUCAGUCAUCCACCCUACUGAGUCAUCAGCGUGUUCACACUGGGGAGAAGCCGUUCACCUGCUCAGAAUGUGGGAAAAGAUUCACUCACUCAUCCACCCUACAGAGACACCAGCGAGUUCACACUGGGGAGAGGCCAUUCACCUGCUCAGUCUGUGGGAAGGGAUUCACUCGGUCAUCCAUCCUACAGAGUCAUCAGCGAGUUCACACUGGGGAGAAGCCGUUCACCUGCUCAGUCUGUGGGAAGGGAUUCACUCAUUUAUCCAGCCUACAGAGUCAUCAGCGAGUUCACACUGGGGAGAGGCCAUUAACCUGCUCAGACUGUGGGAAGAGUUUCACUCGGUCAUCCCAACUACUGGCACACCAGUCAGUUCAUACUGGGGAGAAGCCGUUCACCUGCUCAGUCUGUGGGAAGGGAUUCACUCAGUCAUCCAGCUUACAGAGUCAUCAGCGAUUUCACACUGGGGAGAGGCCGUUCAACUUAGACUGUGGGAUAGGAUUCACUCGGUCAUCACAACUACUGGCACACCAGUCUGUUCACAGUGGGGACUGGCCGUUGUUAUGAAUCCCUGGGUUUUGUUUGAUGUGGACUGUCAUUUUAAGAGAGAGAGACAGGGAUUAGGAUGCCGACUCAGUCUGACUUGCUGCUUGUUUUCAUUGCUCGCAGCUUGUUUAGUUUUAACCGAGGACACAGACACUCAGAGACAGACAGAGACAAAGGAGGAAAAAUGGAAGGAUCGAAACCAGGGAACUAGUGGCCAAGGGUCACUGUUUGAAACUUUCCUAUGCCCACAAGGACGGGUUAAUUAUCGAUUCACCGUACAUCGAAUGUGUGGUUGUCAUCUCAUUUGAUCCUUAAGAGUGGAUUGGAUUUGGCGCAUCCUGUGGAGACCACUUAUGUGUUAACCCUUGCCUGGCUGUGGUGUGGUAGUUCACGAAGACAAUACCCCUUGUGACAAGUCACUUUCGAUGAUAAUUUGUAUGUGGAUUUGGAACAAUGACGGAUAAAAUCUCCAGCAACUGUUCUCUCGUUUUACCACCGUGGAACCUGUGCAAUUCUACAUAUUUGACUUCUCUCGCCAUUUACCCUGGAUCAUAACUCACUCUCUCUCAUCGCCUAUUCUGUAGUUGAACUGAACUUUCAUACUUUACCAUCUCAAGACUGGAAGCCUUGUUUCCCCUGAGCUCAAUAGUUUGGGAGUAACAUUUACACACAUUUAUAAACUUAACACUGUUAACUUCUGUUUAUCUUGUUGAAGUUGCAAUUUUACAAGUAGAUUCUAAUAAAGACAGAUUUAACA